AUGCUCCUCUCCCCUGUCUACACCCGACCACCCCUUUCACGCCGUGCACUGUCCAUUGGAACACUCUCGCUGACGUUUGCAGCCCCCGAAAUCCGACAAUGCAAAGUUCCUUCCGCCCGAGUCUCUGACGUCGCUGACCGUUGCGUCCGAGCCAACGUCGCCGCUGCGGCAGUGCAGCCUGCCGUCCAAGGCGCCGCCGCUGCAGCCCGAGCCUCUCGAGGCGCCGCCGUUCCCGCGCCACGACUCGGAGCCGAUCACGACAACGUACCACCCGUUACGCUCGUCGCAGUACACGGACCUGUUCCUGCUCGAGCCGCACGAGUACGACUCGAUCGCUGA
Molecule: messenger RNA, 339 nt
Organism: Trichosporon asahii var. asahii CBS 2479
Lineage: Eukaryota; Fungi; Basidiomycota; Tremellomycetes; Trichosporonales; Trichosporonaceae
Exons: 1
Coding region: 1-339 (112 amino acids)
Source: RefSeq, a predicted model, not a curated record